Austrofundulus limnaeus is the source of this 1013-nucleotide messenger RNA. Its product is annotated as ubiquitin-protein ligase E3A. Gene Ontology annotation, biological process: protein polyubiquitination. NCBI's taxonomy places the organism in Eukaryota, Metazoa, Chordata, Actinopteri, Cyprinodontiformes, Rivulidae. Gene Ontology annotation, molecular function: ubiquitin protein ligase activity. The record is from RefSeq and is a predicted model, not a curated record.
CUGGAGAUGAUAGCCAUGGAGAACCCUGCAGACCUGAAGAAGCAGCUCUACGUGGAGUUUGAAGGAGAGCAGGGCGUGGAUGAAGGAGGAGUCUCCAAAGAGUUCUUCCAGCUGGUGGUGGAGGAGAUCUUCAACCCUGACAUAGGGAUGUUCACGUACGACGAGCGGACCAGGAUGUUCUGGUUCAACUCCUCGUCGUUUGAGAACGAGGGCCAGUACACGCUGAUCGGCAUCGUCCUGGGCCUGGCCAUCUACAACAACUGCAUCCUGGACGUGCACUUCCCCAUGGUGGUCUACAGGAAGCUGAUGGGCAAGAAGGGCACCUUCAGGGACCUGGCCGACGCCAACCCGGUCCUGUGCCAGAGCCUGAAGGAGCUGCUGGAGUACGAGGGCAGCGUGGAGGACGACAUGAUGAUCACCUUCCAGAUCUCACAGACGGACCUGUUCGGGAACCCCCUCAUGUACGACCUGAGGGAGAACGGAGACAAGAUCCCUGUGACCAACGAGAACAGGAAGGAGUUUGUAGCUCAGUACUCAGAGUACGUCCUGAACAAGAGUGUGGAGAAACAGUUCAAGGCCUUCAGGAGAGGCUUCCACAUGGUCACCAACGAGUCGCCCCUCAAGUACCUGUUCAGACCUGAGGAGAUCGAGCUGCUGAUCUGUGGCAGCAGGAACCUGGACUUCCAUGCCCUGGAGGAGACAACAGAGUACGAUGGAGGAUACAACAAAGACUCAAGGAUCAUCAAGGAGUUCUGGGAGACGUUGCACUCGUUCAGUGAGGAGCAGAAGCGCCUCUUCCUGCAGUUCACCACCGGCACUGACAGAGCACCAGUGGGUGGGCUGGGCAAGCUGAAGAUGAUCAUCGCCAAGAAUGGACCUGACACUGACAGGUUACCCACGUCCCACACCUGCUUCAACGUGCUGCUGCUGCCUGAGUACAGCAGCCAGGACAAGCUGAGAGAGAGACUGCUGAAAGCCAUCACCUAUGCCAAAGGGUUUGGCAUGCUCUGAGC